Messenger RNA from Phragmites australis (common reed), 819 nucleotides. RefSeq lists its product as uncharacterized. NCBI's taxonomy places the organism in Eukaryota, Viridiplantae, Streptophyta, Magnoliopsida, Poales, Poaceae. The record is from RefSeq and is a predicted model, not a curated record. Gene Ontology annotation, cellular component: nucleolus. The transcript has a single exon. Bases 56 to 667 code for a protein of 203 amino acids.
GCCUCAGCCUUCCUCUCUCCCAAACCCGCGCCCCCAGCACCCGACCGAUUCUCCCAUGGCCUCCCACCUCGACUUCCGCUACCUCGACGAGGGCCUCGGCGGCGAGCGCGGCAAGCGCAAGCGCCGCGAGGAAGAGGCCGAGGAGGCCGCCGCUGCCGGUGACUCCAUGGACCUCGACGCCGACGCUCCCCGGCCGUCGAAGCUCCGCGCCGUGCCCUCCCUGUCCGACCCCUCGAGGCCGGCCUCCUUCGGGCAGCCGACCUACGACGGCGUCAUCGCGGGGCGCGUGUCGGGCCGCCGCUGGAAGGAGCCCCGCACCCGGCGCGCCUCGGCCGUGGUGGCGUCGCGGAAGCCGAUCCCGUUGGAGCAGCGCACGCGGGAGAAAUCUCUGAAGCGCGCCUACCAGGCCCGCGUCGCGGAGCUCAAGGAGGAGAUCCGGCAGAACAAGGUGGCGAAGCGGAAGGCGCGCGAGGAGCGGGAGAAACGGAAGGCGGAGAACAUUCUGCGCACGGGCACGAAGCUGCAGCGGGUCACCAACCCUAAGACCAUCCAGAAGAUCGCCAAGUCCAAGAAGCGCAAGCAGCUCAAGGUCGUCCCCGACGAGCUCCUCGGCGGCAAGAAAUCCGAGGCCAGCCGCCGCAUGCAGGUACCCGGACUCGAGAGCUGAAUCUGGCAGGCCUCUCAAUCUUUGUAUCUUUUACAUUGUUCAACGAGAAUUUUGUACUGCUUUUGGAUAAGUAUGCGUUCGAAGUGUUCUAUUGGAUCAUAAUAUUAUGGCAUAUGAAAUUACGAAAGCUGUGAUGGCAGAUUUUACUGAUA